UAAGAAAGACACGUUACAAAGUUUCUUUCUAGAUUACCGUUAGUUAAAAAUUAAAAAUUAAAAAUUUGAAUUUGAAUACAAUGGUCCUGAGAUAAGCGAGUCAAGAAGAGAUUGGAAAGCAGAAGAAGAAGAACUUUAGUCGGAGUAAGAAACGAAAAGAAAGCUGGCAUGUUAAAUCAAUAAUAAAUAUUGAUUCAACUCUUAUGGAGAAGGUUUCAGAUUGGUGUAUUGAUCCAACUGCUUAAUUAAAUAAGAGCCAAAGGUUAGAACAAUGCCCAAGAGGGCGGCCGCCAACACCCCGGCGAAACCCAGGAAGCGGGGACGCCAAGCGAAAAACAAGGAAGGCGCUGGCGAAGAUGUUGGAGAGAAUGACGAGGACUUACUUCAUCAGAUGAAAAGACGUGCAAUCAUCGAAGCUAAAGAUGAUGAAGAAGACUGGGUUCGUGAAAUGGAAAAGGAAGAGGGUGGGCAUUACUUGGAGGACAUUUACAUCCCUCCAAAAAUCACUCGAACGGAGCAUCCCUUCACCGGAGAACGUUUAGUGAUUGAGAAGAUUGUUUGCGAGAACUUUAAAAGUUAUGGAGGAAUUAAAGAGAUGGGACCCUUUCACAAGUCAUUCUCUGCCAUCAUUGGGCCCAACGGGAACGGAAAGAGUAACAUAAUUGACGCCAUGCUGUUCGUGUUUGGAUAUCGGGCAUCUAAAAUCCGCUGCAAGAAAGUAUCCACUCUAAUUCACACGUCAGAGUUGCUUCCUGAUCUCAGAAGCUGUGCUGUCACUGUUCACUUUUUUAAAAUCAUUGACGACGGGGAUAAAGUGAAAGAGGGGGCGGACGACUUUCAGAUUGUGGAGGGGUCAAGAAUCGCAGUUAGGAGGAAAGCAUUCUCGGACAAUAGUUCCAAAUACUAUUUGAAUGGAAAGACUGUCAAAUUCCAAGAAAUUGCAAAAUUUCUCAAGUCCAAUGGUGUGGAUUUGACACAUAAUCGGUUUCUUAUUUUGCAAGGAGAAGUAGAGCAAAUUGCUCAGCUACCACCGAUUGGCUCUAAUGGAAAUGAUGGCUUAUUAGAGUUUUUGGAAGAUGUAAUUGGCACCCGUCGUUACAUACGUCCCUUGGCUCAAUUAGAGGAACGAGUAGAAAAGUUGGAUUAUGAACGUGACGAGAAAUUGCAACGAGUGGACAAGGCAGAAAAAGAAAAGGCUGCUUUAGCUGAACCUGUCAGAAAGGCAAAGGAAUAUCUUCGAGAUCAAAAUGCAAAAAUGCGCUACCAAAAUAUUCUUUUUCAAAAACAAAAGUACACGGCGAAGCAGAAAGUGGAGGAGAAGGAAAAAAUCAAGCUGGAGUUGGAAGUAAAGAUUAAAACUUUACAGAUACGUCUCGACGAAAUCCUUUCCACCAAUCAAAAAAGAAAAGAAGAGACAAAGAAAGCAGAAGUUGAAUACAAAACUGCAGAGAAAGAAUAUGCCAAGGUGAAGAAAAAGUUUGAUGCUGCUGACGCCGAAUUUAUCCAACUUAAUCAAGAGUUGCAACGGCUAAACGAAACACGUAAAAAACAUUUGAAAGAAGUCACAAAGUUACAGGAAGACAUCGAAAGACAAAUCGGAAUCCCAGCUACUCACAACAGGGACAUUGAGCAGUUGACAAAACGACAGUUGGAUUUGGAUACGGACAUUGAAAAAGAAGAACGUUCCGUCAAAUCAGACUUGGAAAAAUUGAACAUAAAAGUUGAAGAAGCUCUGAAAAUGAAGGAAAUUACGGACAAGCAGUUUGCUGAACAAAAAGCUGUACGGGAUGAAAAGAAAGCUGUGAUGGACAAGCUUAAGAAACAAUUGGGCAAUUCAAAAGAGCGUGAGGGAGUCGAAAAGCAGAAAUUGAAUCAAAUGGAAGAAGACCUCGAGAAAUUGAAGGAAACUAUUAGCAAAAAAGACAAGGAAGCAAGAACCAGUUUGGGAAAUAACAAGAUAGCUACGCUGGAGGGGAAACUAGAGCAAUUGAUCAGCGAGGAGACUCAACUUCAGGAGGUGGAAGCUGGAAAAAGAACUACAUUCGAGCAGGCGAGAGACGAGUAUCAAACGGCUCAAGAAGCAUUGGAGGGUAACAAUCAAAUGGAUAAGGUUGAUCGUGCCUUACUCGAAGCGAAAGCUGAUGGGACACUUGCCGGGCUGUACGGAAGGUUAAAGAACUUGGCAAAAAUUCCGGAAAAAUACAACAUUGCUGCAACUGUGAGCACCGGACAACUUGAGCACUGGAUUACUGAUAAUGAUGACACGGCCGGAAAAUGCAUUGAGUUUUUGCGAGCAAAUGAUCUCCCAUUUCAAAACUUUGUAUGCCUCAGCCGACUACAUAACUAUGUUCGACAGGCGAAAGAACGAUUUGACACACCGAACCAGUCUCAUCGUAUUUUUGACUUGUUAGAUAUUAGUGAUCGGGAUCUUAUUCCUGCUUACUACAAAGCGUUCAGAAAUACUUUGGUUGCUGAUAAUAUAGACAUUGCUACAAAAGUUUCUUAUGGUGGAAGCCGAAGACAUCGAGUCGUAACAUUGAAAGGAGAAAUUGUAGAAGUCACUGGAUCCCUUGUUGGCGGAGGAAGACCAAUAACAGAAGGGAAACUGAACUCUAAUCGGUCAGGUAUUACAGUUACUAAACAGCAGUUGGCUAAUUUAAGGAAACGCCACGACGAUGCUCUCCAACACUAUCAAAAGGCACAAGAAACUCGUCAAGCAGCAACGCAAAACGCACGAAAACUCAGCGAAGAGAUUGAAGAAAUUAAACGCAAAUUGAAUAAUUUCACUUCGGAUAUGGCCGCACUGAAGGCACAACUUCCCUUGAAGCAAGCCAACGUUGAAACUCAGAGUAAAAAAGUGAAGGAUGUAGCCCUCACUCCUGCUGUCCUAAAAGCGAAAGAGGCUGAAAUUGAGCAAGCCGUCAGUGAAUUCGACGAAUUGCUAGAAGCAUUCCAAGAGGCAGAAGAAAAUGCUAAUCGAAUUAAUCAAAAAGUUCAUGAUCUCCAAGUCAUAAAGAAGAAAGAAAUCACAAAGAAAUUAGACAAGUUCAAAGAGCAGAGAAAGAAAGUUGAAGAGGAGCUUAACAAGAAGAUCGUCGAGUUGAAAAAUUGCGAGACUAACCGCAAAAAGUCGGAAAAGAAGCUGGAAUCUCUUCAACAAGAAAUUGUUAAUUUGCAAAACACAAUGGAGAAGAAGAAUGAAAGGAGAAAGAAGGUGGAAUCUGAAGCCAAGGAAAUUAAAGAUCUAGACGAAGGGCUCUCAGCAAGAGUGAAGGAAACUAAAAAAAUAUUCGACGAGUUAAAUUCACACUCUCAUGAAAAUCAAAAAGAAGAGAAUACGUUAACAAAACAAAAACUCUCUCUUGAGAACCAACAUCAAGACGCCGCUAAUGAGAUGAAAGGAUGCCAAACAUAUCUCAAAAAUGUGGACGAUUCGAGAAGCAAAUUAAAGUUGCAUGAUAUUCCAGAAGAAGACGUUGAGCAAUUUAAAGAAUUCACGGACAAUGAAAUCCGGGCAUAUCCUGUGCCAGAACUGGAGAGAAAAAUUCAAAAGUAUUCAGAAAAAAUUAAAAGUAGACCUACUCCGAAUUUGAAUAUUUUGGACGAAUACAGAGAUAAGAUUGAGACAUUACUGGAACGGAUCAAAGAAUUGGACAUGAUCACAACCCAAAGAGAUAAAUUUCGAGAAGCCUACUGCCUGCUGGACCAACAGCGAUCUACGGAAUUCAUGGAAGGAUUUGCUUUAAUUUCAUCACGUUUGAAGGAAAUGUUCCGGAUGAUAUCAAUGGGCGGAGACGCUGAACUGGAAGUUGUGGACACGCUAGAUCUCUUUGGCUGCGGGAUUAAUUUCUCGGUAAGACCGGCACGGAAGACAUGGAAAAAGAUUUCCAACUUGUCUGGUGGAGAGAAAACCUUGUCGUCACUUUCUCUGGUUUUUGCCUUGCAUCAUUUUAAACCCAGCCCUUUUUACGUCAUGGAUGAAAUUGAUGCUGCCCUGGAUUUUAAAAAUGUAUCAAUUAUUGCGAAUUACAUUAAGGACCGAACAAAGUUUACCCAAUUUAUCAUCAUUUCGCUGCGUUCCAACAUGUUUGAACUGGCCGACAGUCUUCUCGGUGUUUACAAAGUGGACAAUAUGUCGUACUGCAUUCACUUUGGUGUGAAAAAGAUUGUUGCUGAACUUCGACGUAAGAUUGACAGAGCGCGAAAUCCAUUGGCAAGCCAAGGACAAGGGAAUACUGGUCCUUCUACGAAAGAACUCCAAUCCCAAGACGUUCCAGCGUCACAAGUUCCUCCAGUGCAAAACAAUUCUCCUAUCGCCGGCACAAGCAAAGCUGCAAUGUUGGAACUAAUGCAGCAGCAGCAAAAUAGGACGAGAAAGUUUCCAAGAAUUGAUUUAUCAGCAAUCAUCGAUGAGGAUGUACAAGUUGACGUCGAAGAAGAAGAAGAAGAUGGUGAAGAGGAGAAUCAUUCCCAUUUACCAAAAAGUCCGACAGUUAUAGAGAAAACUGUUUUAGAGCAACAAAAAGAAAACAGUUUUACACCUCCAGGACGAGUCUCCGAUGCCCCAAGUGCUGCUGCUGAAGAAGCUCUUGGGAGUGCAGACAUGUUUGAAGACAUGGAUGCAGAUGCAGAUGUAGCAUCUAUCCCCCCAAAACGAAGUUCCUUGCCAAAGUUUACCUCCACACCCUUUGUCGGUAGAAGGCCAGCACAUGCAACGAGAAACCAGGGUGGUGGAUUCAUUAAUGACAGUGACGAAGAGGGUGGUGUUAUCGGCCCGACUGAUGUCAGUCCUGAAAUUUCUCCGAUAAAGGGCAACCCACCCGUUGUGCCAUUCACUCCCGCACCUGCUGGUGGUGGUGGUGGUGACGACGAGGAGGAUAGUUUUAAGUCUGCUCGAGAUUCUCAAGAUUCUGACGUCGAUGAGAUUGGUCCGUCUCAAGAAUGAGCCAGCUAACAGACACCAAAUAAUAUGGCAAUAACGGGACGAUAUGGUUUCUAUCUAUGUAAUAAUCAUAAUCAUAAUAAUGACAUGUUUAUAAAACAAAUCUAUCAUAAAUUCCUUCUUGUCAAAUUGUUCGUUAGAGUUUUAUUGUAUUUAGAUUAAUGUUUUCUUGUAAGAUUCAUGAAUAUUCUCUCUUCUCUCUUUCAUGUCAUUAACCAAGUACAGAUAUUUACGCUUAUACCUCACGUAGCACAAGAUUAGACAAUAUUAACCUAUAAAUAGAUUCGUGACAUUUUGCACUUUUUUAUUGUCUACAAUUCUACAAAUCAACUACGGAGAUUUAAUAAAAGAUGACAGAAGUAUGAAACUAAAAA
This is a messenger RNA of Folsomia candida, 5316 nucleotides long. RefSeq names its product structural maintenance of chromosomes protein 4 (gene glu). The record is from RefSeq and is a predicted model, not a curated record. The coding region runs from base 272 to 4945 and encodes 1557 amino acids. Lineage: Eukaryota; Metazoa; Arthropoda; Collembola; Entomobryomorpha; Isotomidae. Gene Ontology annotation, biological process: mitotic chromosome condensation. The transcript has 11 exons. Gene Ontology annotation, molecular function: protein binding; ATP binding. Gene Ontology annotation, cellular component: chromosome.